UGUAUUACUGAUCACUUAGAAUUAAAUCAUAUCGUUUCUGUAAAUUUUCUAUGAAAAUAGUGUUUUAGCAUUUUUUGACGCUUGUUCUUGUUUACGUCUUCCAUUUCAGACAAUGUUUGCCAACAAUGAUGUAAAUUAACAGAUGGCUCAAUAUUAUCAAUUUUAUUUGCAUAGGUUUACUUACUUUCAAAAUGAAUAUUUCGUCACGAUUUGAAUCUUACAGUCAACUUAAUAUUGUGAGACAUUUAUUUUUCAUGCUUUUCUGAAUUGUCCAUUAAGCAUUGAAAUAUUUUCUCUUCCAAAUAAUAUGCAAGUAUAAGAAUAAGAGUUGAUUUGAAUCAUCGUUUAAAUCCUUUGGUUAUUAUGAAUUAAUUACUUGAUAAAGGAAUACAAAAAAUCACCAUUCUUGCUAUAACUUGGAGACCUCUUGAUAUGGGUGGUGCAGUCAGUGCCGGUGAAGAUAAUGAUGAACUUAUUGAUAAUCUUGUAAAUGGAGAAUACAUUAAGACAUAUGUAAUUGAAAAAGCUUUCCGCGCUGUUGAUCGGGGAAAAUAUUUUCUGGAAGAAUGCCGGGAGAAUGCUUAUCGAGAUCUAGCAUGGAAGAAUGGAAAUAUUCAUUUAUCUGCCCCUUGCAUUUAUUCAGAAGUAAUGGAGUCAUUGAAAUUGGGUCCUGGUUUGUCUUUUUUGAAUCUUGGAAGUGGUACUGGCUAUCUUAGCACCAUGGCUGGACUUUUAUUAGGACCUUACGGAACAAACCAUGGUGUUGAAUUACAUCAAAGUAAUGUUGAGUAUGCAAGGAAUAUUUUAGACGAGUUUCAGUCUUACUCUCCAGCUUUGGACAAAUAUGAUUUUUGCCCACCUUCUUUUGUUGUGGGAAACUGUUUACUUUUGGAUUCCUCUGCUCCUCAGUAUGACAGGGUAUACUGUGGUGCCUCUUGCCCUACUGAACAUGAGAAUUUUAUCAAGAAUUUAGUGAGAGUGGGUGGGAUUUUAGUAAUGCCUAUAAAUGAUAGUCUUAUGCAAAUAGUCAGAACUUCAGAAACAACUUUUGAUGUGAGAAAUGUAUUACCUGUUUCCUUUGCAUCUUUAGUAGUUCCUACUGUUGAUGAUGGUAUAUUAACUUCUGUUAAACUUCCUGAGAAAAGUCCUCUGCUCUUGCAAGAAAUUUGCAGAACUGCAAUUCGAGUGAUUUUGCGUCAGACGGUUGAAGUGGAAAAUCCAUUUCUAACAGAAAAGAGAGUCAUCAAAAAAAGCAAGCAUAAAAAGAAUAGGAGGUUCUUCAGAAGGAUUGUCAUCCCAUUUAUUGAAGAAGCCAGGGCUGAAACCCCAGAACCUCCUGCUGUUGACAGAAGGGAAGAGGAUUUAGCUUCAAAUGAUGAGGACAUACAAGUAGCUGGUACAAGUGAAGACAAAAAUGCUGAAGAAGUUGAUUCUGACAACUCUGCUCAUGCAAAUAACCCAGGCACUCAGAAAAUAUUUUUAGAGUUUGACUAUCAGGAUUGCAACCCAGAACUGGCAGAUGCCGGAAACGAUAAAAACGAGGAAGUCGAUGUCGAGAUGAGGCAGGAGGAAAAUGGAGAGUGCAGCAGUGCCUGUAAAAGUGGCAGGCGUCGAACAUUGACUGCAAAUGGCGACAGUGGUAUUGACAAUAUCAGUGAUGAUUCUUUACCAGAAGAGUGUGUUUCAGAUAGUGAUAAAUUUGAAGACGACGAGUCUCCCGAUCCAACUGCUGAAAGAAACAGCGAUGGAAGGCCUGGUAAUUCCAGUUAUCUGAAAAGAAGUGCUGAAGAAAAUGCGGAAGAGGAUUUAGCAGUGAUUUCGGACAAUGUUGCCCCCAGACGAAGAUACCCACAUUGCAGAGGUUCCUCUGUCAUUUUCAAAAGAGUCGCUUUCAGUGAUCCCGACAGCGACGAACUAGAAGAAAUCGAUAGUGAUUCCGACACUAAUGAAAAUUUACCUAGAUAUGAUGAGAAGAGCUACUUGUCUAGAUACACACACUUUCUGAAACAAAAAAUAAAUCAGCUACCUAUACCUCAUCCACUUAAAAUAUAUUUGAACUUAUCCAGGCCUGUAUAAAGAAACAAUUGAAGAGUUAACUGCAAUAAGGAUGUUUCUCCAAGUUUUCACAUAUUCAGAGAAUGAUUAACAGUGUUUGUCUUUUCAAAGUUUUAAGUUAUAAGAAAUUAUUGUUUUUAAUUAACUUUCAAAAUCAUUUUAAAUAUUAGAAUAAGAAAUUCCUGACCCAAAUUUCAACAAGCAAUAAGUACUAACAAAAACUAAGACAACCCCACAGCGUCACAUGAAAAAUUUCUUGCUUGUUUUAAUGUUAGAAUAUAGGAAAAUCAGGAUGUAACUCGUGAAAUUAUGCAAUGCAUAAAAACAUGGUAAAACUUGAAAAUAAUUGAAGCAAUACAAAAACUCUUUACAAUUUUGUCUUAGUAUUUUGUUGCUAAUUAUACAAAAAUUGUUACUUAGGUGUUACCUGUUUGAUCAGGCCUUAUUUUUUUUUAUUAUGUAUUGCAAAUAAGGCCCUAUAAAUCAUCUGACAAAAAUGCUACGAUUUUUUAAAAUUAUACAGAUUAAUUGAAAAUAGCCAGAAAACAACUGAAAAAUAAAAUUGUACUCAAAAAUAUGCAUUUUAUUUAUUUUAAUGACUUUAUAAAAUUUUUUCAAAUAUUAAAGUAAGCAGAUCUGUUUUUUGGGGUGGGUGAUCGCGUAGGGCCACCAAAAUUUGGUUAGUGGUUAUAUUACAAGCUUAUUUUUUUUUACAUUUAUUAAAUCUUGGAUUUAUUUUUAAUAUUCAUACGAGUUCUUUAAUUCCAAAUGUGUUUAAUUUCAUUUCAAUGUCCUUUUACAUCAGUAAUGCAAUUUUUAAAAUGACAUGAAUUGAACUUUUAUGUCAUAGAAAUGAAUUGUAUUGAAAAUUUCAACUAUUGCUGAUUUUUGAGUAUGUGUGUGUGUAACGGAGGACAACCCCUGAGAACUGCAGCGGAAAAUAUCAAGAAAAAUAAAAAAACUAUUCUUGCGAGUUGGCAUAAUUUAAACAUACUUAAUUUUAAAAAAAUCAUUGAUUUAAAUCGCAUGAUUUUCUUUUAAAUCAUAGAUUUAUGUGGAAAAUAUUAUUUAUACAGUACUGAUUUAUAUAAUAUAUUAUACUUAAGACAGUAAUAAUAAACAAUUGAUAUCAAAUCUCAUUGAUAAUAAAUGUUAUAUUGAUAGAAUUGAGGAAUAAGUUAAUAAAUAAGGAAAAGAAAUUUCUUUUUUUUAUUCAAGAGCUUGAAUGUAGAUAAGAGUGUAACUUUUAAUUCUUCAUUGUUCAUUUUAUAUUUUAAAUUGCUCAUUGUGUUAUGUAAAAUAUAAUUUGCUGUUUUAUUAUCAAUAAAAAUAUAUUUCGAUUAUACCCAUUUAGAUUUAUGCACAUGCAGGACUGCCAACUUUCUAGGCGCUUUGGGAAAUUUUCUUCUAGUGAAGUUUAUGCUUUGAUAUAUGAUUCUUUGUUUUGCAAAUCUGAUUUUAAGGUUUAUUUUCCACACCACUACAUGUAAAUGACUCAGAUUUUCAUAUAAAACGUCACUUUUUCCCCCAGCUUUCUCACAGAAAGUUGAAAUGUUGAAAAAUAUACCCAAAAUUCAAAACGUUUUUGUCUACCACUCUAAUAAGUUAAUUUGCAAAAAGCGUAGUAAUUGACAGCCCUUCACAUUUUUUCCAAUACAAGUCAUUCGAAAAUUUAUUAAAUAGUAGUACGGGUAUCUACUUAUAAAUAAAGAAUAAAGAUUUGUUCUGCCAAAAAUAAUUUAUUUUUAUAAAUGCUUUAUGAUCUAAAUUUAAAUUAAUUUACUACUUUUCAUUCGACAAAUUGAUUUUCUGUCUUUGCAAUUCAUUAAUGUUUUGAAUUUGAUAAAAAAUGACUUCAUUUCUUCAGUAAUUAGUUCAUAAUAUUAUCCCUUUUUUAUUAGUGGUAUUAAGAACUUUAGUUACAGUUAUGUUAAAUAAUAUUAAGUAUUUAUGCAUUUUGCCAGAUCGUUAAAAGAGAACAGAAUUUUUAAAAAAUAAAUCUAAUGAUUAAUAUUUUAUUUUAUAACUAGUUAAACAGCUGACCUAAUUCUGAUUCUAAAACUAUCAAUGUUCGGUAGCCUUUUAAUUUUGAACCCAACCCAGAUGUCGAAAGCAUCCUGGGAUCAAGAAUUGGGACAAACUAGCCUUCGUGGAGGACCUUAUAAUAGAACUAACCCAUAUUUGCAUUAUAAUAUUUUUUGUCAGCGUGAGCCAGGAGCAGUAUCAAGCUGACACCGCUGGGAUUUGAACCUGGUCACCACAAUGGAAGGCAAGCUCCCUAUUAACAGAACCACCUUUGUUAAAUGCUUGAAAUGUACUUUGUUUAAAAAUUAAAUUGAUAUUUGACGAUUAUGGUAACAAUUGUAAAUUAUGCGGUUUUCCAAAUCACUGCAUAAUUUGUAGGAUUAUAAUUAUAAAUGAUCAGGCAAUUACUUACCCUUAUUCUCUGCUAAUUCUUACUCAGUUCGUUAAAAAUAUAUGAUCCAUUAAAUUUUUUUGGUGCUGGUGGGAUUAAGGCGUUAAUAUGUAUUAUAAAUUAUUAGACAAUUAUCAUUAAACCUUAUUAUCUCCUAUGUGACUAAUUUUUAAAAAAAUCUUCCGAAUAAUGUUAUGCAUAUGUGAUUAUUGGAGAUAUCAUUUCAUUGUCACAAGAUGUAAAUUCUCUGUAUUUCUUAAGAAACUAGUUAUCAAGUUUUUCAUAAAAAUAUAUUAACUAUCAUAAUAAUUUAUUUAAACAUCAAUUGAAGUGUAACAUGUUUUUGUUAUUAUUACAUUUCUAAUUUUUUUAUUAUGUUAACUGUUAUAUAAUUAUGUGUAUUUUGAGAACAAAUACGUCGAAUAACAUUUUUUGGUCAUCAAUGGAGUGGUUUUUUUCUUUUUUUGAAAAAAAAAUAAAAUGGAGAUAGAUCCUUUUUGCAGUAAACCCUUCAAUUGAGCUUGUUAAAUGCUGUAUUAGUUUUCAAGAUUCAAUUCUCAAUGUUCAACAAAGAGUGAAAAAGAAUAUUUUAUUGUUGAAUUCAUUUUAUAAUUGUAUCCAUUUUUUUGUUAUUUUAUGAAAGUUUUAACUAUUAUUUAAUGUGAGCAUUAAACAGAGUUGAUAAAUGUUAUUGUUCUUUUGUUGUUGUUAUUUUAUAGUUAUUUAUACUUUAGAAUAUGAUCAUCUACAUUUUAUCAUUAUGAAUUGAUCUGGGAUAUUGUUGUGUAUUGUAUUGUUUUAUAUUUUGAAUUUGAAAUGUGAUCAUCUAUAUUUUAUUAUUAUGAAUUGAAAUUGAAUAUUGCUGUUUUGUUCUGUUCCAUGUUUUGAUCUUAAGAUUAGAAUUGUAUUAAAAUCUUGUUAAAUUUAAAAGAGAAUUUUUUUUAUAUAGUAUUUAGUUGUUAUUACAGAUCAAAAAUCUUCUUUGUAGGGUGUUAUUGUUUGUAACUAAUUAUAAGUGAAACUUAAAUAGAGCUUUUGAUUUAGUUUAUAUUUUCUUAUGCAUACUAUUUAUAAUGAUUUUAAAACAAUACGUUUGAAUAUAUUUAAAGAGAACAAAAAAAAUAUCUUUUCGAUUUAGUAAAAUAUUUUUAUUUUAAAAAUUUUACAACAAUAAAUAUUUAAUUUCUUAUCAACCAUUUUGGUUUAGAAAAUUUUUUAAUUAAAUCUCUGAGCACGAAAAUUUUCUUGAAAUUGCAAACAUUUUAAUGUCAGUCGCACUUUUGCACAUUAAUAACCUCAUUUCUAAAUUGCAAUUUUCCAACCAUGUGCUUUUGCUUAAAAUGCCAGAUUUAAUUCAUCUAAUAUUGUGUGUCACAAAUUUUAAUGAUCAUAAAUUAAUAAUAAUGUAUGAUAUAUUAAAUAAUUUAGUUUUCAAAACAAAUUAUUACUUGAACACUAGUUUAAAAACAGAAUUUAAUAUAGAGUUUAUUACUUUUUAGGAGAUUUUUAUAUUUAUAUAUUUUUCACUUAUGCAUUUGAAUUAUAUAUAUAAUGAAAAAAGAAAACAAAUCUAGACAGUUUUAUAACAAUGAGUUUUAUCUCAAUUGUUAUUUAUUUAUUGUAAAUAUUAAUGCCCAAAUUAUUAUCAAUAAAAGCGUUUUUGUGAGAA
Messenger RNA from Parasteatoda tepidariorum (common house spider), 6140 nucleotides. Its product is annotated as protein-L-isoaspartate O-methyltransferase domain-containing protein 1. Gene Ontology annotation, biological process: protein modification process. Gene Ontology annotation, cellular component: cytoplasm. Gene Ontology annotation, molecular function: protein-L-isoaspartate (D-aspartate) O-methyltransferase activity. Lineage: Eukaryota; Metazoa; Arthropoda; Arachnida; Araneae; Theridiidae. The record is from RefSeq and is a predicted model, not a curated record.